GUCUAUUCGUACCUCUGUGAUUUUAAAUCAAAUGCACCAGCAUUGCAUUCAGUGAUCGAUUUUCGUAAAAAACGUCAAAAUAAAUGACACACACUAGUGCACGAUUCUCAUGAAUGAAACCGUGAAACUAUUAUCAACGAUUCUAGGUCCGUUCCGCAGGGCGGAUUUAUCUCGUCAAUUUAAAUAUACCUCAGUGUGUGCCCGCGAAAUUUGCAGCCACAAUCAGUGCGUGUUCUGCAGCGUAAGUGCAAUGCCAAGAUGUUCGCAGCAAGGCUUGCGCUACUGGAACUACUGAUCCACUGCUGGUUGGUGGGGACAGUAGUCGAAAGUCAAGCCUGUUCGGAGAAACCGUGGGAAGCGGUGCACAGAAGGUUAGCUACCAAGACACCAUAUCGGCAUGUUUUGCGUGAUUGUGCCACGGAACCGAUUGACCUCGAGGGCUGUCGCAUUACCAAGACGUGGGGUUUGUUCCGACAUGGGACCCGAAAUCCAUCACGGAAGGUUAUCGAAGGGAUGAACAGUGACUUGGUUGGCAUUCGAGAUGAUAUUCUACAGCAUGGAAGGCUGUGUAGGAAGGAAUUGGAACUGUUUGAACGGUGGAAACCUAUGUUGAAGCCUGACCAGGAGAAGUUGCUGGUGGAGGAAGGAGCUGACGAAAUGCAGCAAAUCGGACGGAGGUUUAGACAACGCUUUGGUUCGGCAUUACCGAUGCAUUAUCAGAGAGAUGAUUUCUAUUUUAAGUUUACUAAAACGGAACGAGCGGAAAACAGUGCUCGAAAUUUUAGUUUCGGUUUAUUUGACAGGAUAGAAGAUAUCGUCUUUCCUGAACCGUUAUCCAAAGACCCAGUUCUGAGGUUUUACAAGCUGUGCGAGCGUUGGAAGCAGAAUAUAAAACAUAACCCGGAAGCCGUCCGGGAGGUAGACCUGUUUUACAAUAGUAAACCAAUGAAGGAGGUGAUUGGAAGGAUCUCUAGGAAGGUUGGAACGUACGUCGAUGCGGAUAGCAUUCAUUUGAUGUACCAGACGUGUGCCUUUGAGACAGCCUGGAGGAAAAGGUAUGUGUCACCGUGGUGUUUGCUUUUUGACAAAGCUUCCGUUAAGGUGUUGGAAUUUGGAGAGGAUUUGGAGUACUAUUGGAUCGAUGGUUACGGUUAUGAUUUGACGUACAAACAGGCAUGCGCUGCGUUUGGAGAUUUUUUCCACCGAUUUGACGAGGAUCUCGAACCGUAUACGUUUUAUUUUACCCAUUCUGGAACGCUGUUGAAGGCUAUGGCUUUCCUAGGAUUGUUCCACGACGAUUAUCAAUUGACGCAUAAAGAUUUCGAACGAAGGAGACAUUGGAGGGUCAGCGAAAUAGAUGCCUUCGCUACGAAUUUAGUGUUCACAAAAUUGGAAUGUACCAACGGUACUCACGUGAUGCUAACGCACCAGGAAUGUCCCGUAACGAUUCCGGGAUGUCCCCAGAAACAGGCAUUGUGUGAUUAUGACACCGUCAAACGAAUAUUCAACGAAAGGAUAGAGAAUUGCGCUUUUGAGCCGAUGUGCUCGCUUAAUGUGCCUAUUAAUGAUGAGUUGUGACUAGUAGAUGAAACGAAAGCGCAUAAUUAGAACGAGUUGUAGCAGUUUUUAGCAAAAAUAUACCAUAAUGUUACUUGCUUAGUGGCUUCGAAACAAUCUUCAAAAUAUGAAGAUUGAAAAAUGCUAA
Messenger RNA from Topomyia yanbarensis, 1705 nucleotides. It is a transcript of the gene Mipp2, whose product is annotated as multiple inositol polyphosphate phosphatase 1. Lineage: Eukaryota; Metazoa; Arthropoda; Insecta; Diptera; Culicidae. Bases 259 to 1578 code for a protein of 439 amino acids. Gene Ontology annotation, molecular function: acid phosphatase activity; inositol phosphate phosphatase activity. The record is from RefSeq and is a predicted model, not a curated record. The transcript has 3 exons.